AUGUUUCCAUCUCAGAUUUUAAGGUUAUUAGAUACCUACCUAGCCACAUUAUUACUGGGUAUAUGUACAGAGGAUGGGAGUAAGGGUUUAGAGGUUGGUAAGGUUGGUGGUAAGGUUGAUGGAAUGGAGGGAAGGGAUGAUGGAUGGAAGAACGGUAGAUCGCUGGGAGUAGGUAUGAGAUGUUGUAAAGGAAGGGAGAAUAGGGCAAAUGAUUAUGUUGGUUGUGAAUGUUUUUUUAUCGUGAUGAUAGAUAGCAACUAA
Sclerotinia sclerotiorum 1980 UF-70 is the source of this 261-nucleotide messenger RNA. RefSeq lists its product with no specific name. The coding region runs from base 1 to 261 and encodes 86 amino acids. The transcript has 4 exons. NCBI's taxonomy places the organism in Eukaryota, Fungi, Ascomycota, Leotiomycetes, Helotiales, Sclerotiniaceae. The record is from RefSeq and is a predicted model, not a curated record.